Messenger RNA from Penicillium cosmopolitanum, 1701 nucleotides. RefSeq lists its product as uncharacterized. Bases 1 to 1701 code for a protein of 566 amino acids. The record is from RefSeq and is a predicted model, not a curated record. NCBI's taxonomy places the organism in Eukaryota, Fungi, Ascomycota, Eurotiomycetes, Eurotiales, Aspergillaceae. The transcript is spliced from 2 exons.
AUGGGUAUCAACCUUGCAACCCCAGUUGCCAAAAUCAUAGCCCAGAUUGCUCCAGCUGCGGCUAUAUUUCCCCCGGCAACGGCCGACCUAUUAGUAUUGGGGAAAAGAGGCGCUCCUGGUUUCCCAUGGGCUGCUAUGAGCAUAUUCAGCGCUGCCUCAGUGAUUAAAACCUGUGUUGCUGCUGCAUUUCCUGAUUGGAUGCGCGAAAUUUUCAAAAUAAGAAGCGAUUCAACCGAUUCAGAGAUAGGGCUGAUUCUGAGUCUUGUCCCUGAUUACAAUAAUAAAGCCAAACUUGAUCUCGGUGAAAAUGGGUGCAUAGGUGUCCUGGUCAAAAAUGGAACCCAGCAAGCAAUAUAUAAGUUGGAUGAGUUCACAAACCACAUUGUACAAGACGCUCCGGAAUUCAAAGAAAACGAAACAGAAAUAAUUUCUCGUCACAGAAUUGACCCAAUAUAUUUUCAAAAACAUAAUUGGCUGAACGAAGUUCUCAGCCUGCUCACUUCGGCAAUCAAAAUUGCUGAGUUCAUUGUCCUUCUGUGUUAUGACGCGGCUGGCCUUGGUCUGCUAAGUGCACUAAGCUGGCUAGUGUUUUUCAUUUACUCUUUGUUCAUUAUCAUCAUGUCAAACUUAUCGACAUCAUUCAGGAAUCAACACAACCGUACAAUUGAUGUUGUUGUCGGAAACUUACCAAGGUUUGGACAGCCAGGCUCUGGAGGGCGUCGAAUUUGUUUAGGAGUUCCGCAAAAUCAGCGUCGGUCAUUAUUGUGGAAGCCUGCCUGGAUUUUCGGAGCUGCUGUUUAUACUUACUCGCUCGUCCAUGGCUACGCACUGCUUAAUACACAAAACGAAAAUGUCAUCAUCAUCUGGACAGGCUUUCAACUCCUCUGGCUUUUCCUCCGCUUCCUGUUCUUUUGGCUGGCGGAGGAUGCUGAUAAGCCCACAACAAUACCACCUUCGUCAAAGGUUUACUCAGAUUUACAGGACUUCGAGAUAAGGAAAAUCCAGAUGCUGAUGUUGUCAUUGUCAAGAUGCCAAAUGAACAUUCAUCGAAGGGGGAAGUUCUCAUAUGAAUCGGACAUUAAAACGCAUAUGAAGAUCGAGGAAGAUCUUCGCUCGGGCAGUAUCAGUAACGUGCUGGAUUCGAUGCCAGAAUGUUACUCCCAAAUACCCCAGGAAUUGAUCGAUAACGACUGGGAAAUUCCUACAACUAUGGAUGACAUCCGAAUUAUCCACGUUAUUGGCGAUACACUUCUCAGAAGCGCAUGCUGGCUUGCCGGUACGACUCAUAACCACGACAUGCUCUACGAUGCGUGUAUGGUUUGCGUUGAAUCCAGAGGGCAAAGUGCUCUAGUCCCAGCUGCUCGCGUACUCUUCUCCACCGUACCGCGUGAUCCAAAUUAUGACCCAGAUAAUGAGAGAAUAUACCCACGUGGUACCAAGAACGAAGGCCCAUCAAAAGUUGAAUGGUGCUAUUGGAUCCCAGCUUCGUCGUCCAAAUGGCUGGAAGUUACAAGUACUGGAUUGAAAGUCUUCGGAAAAAGUGCGGGUCGGAAUUGGGUUUCCGAAGGUGAUAUCGAAAAGAAGCUACAAGGUCCACUGCACAUCAGCUUUAAUUCAAUGAAAGAUAUCGAGAGGAUCGUUGAGAUAUCGAUGUUGGCUUAUAAUGAUCUCAAGCGAGUGGCGGGAGUAAGAGAUAAGUGA